GUAUUUGUGGAGCUGGAUGAGCUCCACUUUGGAGGUGAGGAUAUGAUGGAGUGGAGAGAAAAGGCCCGGUGGAUCAAGUUUGAGGAGGAUGUUGAAGAGGGAGCUGAGAGAUGGGGGAAGCCACACGUGGCCUCACUUUCAUUUCACUCUCUGCUUGAGCUCAGGAGAGGACUGGAAAAAGGGACCCUUUUGUUAGAUUUAGAAGCGACAGAUCUAACAUCGAUUAUCCACAAUGUGGUGGAGAAUAUGGUGAUCAGAGACUUAGUAGAGGAGGAGGUUCGCGGCAAACUGCUGCGCACACUUCUGCUGAAGCACAAACACCAGCAGCAUGACAAGGGGUUGCUCAAUUCUAUAUCCCAGAGCAGCUUUGGCUCCACCAUCGGCCUCAACAAGUCUCCCAGUCAGGGCUCAGUGGCAGAUAAGAAACACAAGGACAGCAAGGGGGCGGCCAAGCUGGAGAUGGUUAAAGUGGACGUAGACAACAAUAUGACGGACAAGCAGACUGGAGGUAUUCACAUCGGGAUUACACCUGUUGAGCAGAAGAAGCAUGUGCAAGACAUUAUGAAACGCAUUCCUAAAGGUGCAGAAGCCAGCACUGUCUUAGUGGGCCAAGUUGAUUUUCUAAAAGCACCUGCAAUGGCAUUUGUAAGACUGUCAGAAGGAAGAGUUCUGGAGAAUUUGACAGAGGUGCCCUUACCCGUCAGAUUCCUGUUUAUCUUGCUGGGGCCAGAGAAAGGAGGUAUGGAUUAUCAUGAAGUUGGGCGAUCAUUAUCCACUCUGAUGUCCAAUCAGCAGUUCCAUGAAGUCGCUUACAGAGCAGAAUCUCGUGAGGAACUACUCAGAGCCAUCAACAAUUUCUUAGAUGAUUCCAUUGUCCUUCCUCCGGGUGAUUGGGACCAUCGCACUCUCCUUCCUAUCACACACAUGGCCCGCAAACGGGCACUCUUGCGAAAGCAGAAGAAACAACAGUUUGAGGAGGAGGAAG
Molecule: messenger RNA, 985 nt
Organism: Candidula unifasciata
Lineage: Eukaryota; Metazoa; Mollusca; Gastropoda; Stylommatophora; Geomitridae
Source: the annotation of a GenBank genome assembly